AUGUCCGAAUUCCCAUCCCACAGACUCGGCCAAAUGUCUACAAAUCCAAAGUCCCUAGAUGCGGAGUUCUACUCCUGCUUAGGAAUCGAAUAUGAAGCCGCCUUCGGAUUCAAUCAUGCGCUCCUAGACUUCAUCGAGCAGUCUCUGACAUAUUUACCACGCAAAGCCACCGUCCUGGAUGCUGGAUGUGGCACCGGCCAGCCGGUGGCCAGUAAACUCGCCUCCUCAGGUCAUCGCGUAAUCGGUAUCGACGUCUCGAGCGUGAUGGUGGAACUGAGCAAAGAAGCAGUACAGAGCGGGGAGUUUCACAUCGCAGAUAUGCGAGAGUACACCGUCCCCGACGGGACGCAGUUGGACGCCGUUUUCAACAUUUUGUCGCUUUCCAAUCUCACCCGAGAGGAGAUAGAACAACUCAUGCUGCGGUGGAAGGCCUGCUUGCCUGUUGGGGGUAUGCUCUUCAUUGCGACCCUUGCAGCCGAAGACUGCCAACCCGAGAUGCGGGGGAAGGGUUAUGAUCCUGAUGGCCGGUGUGCGCGGGAUAUGAGAUUUAGUUUCAUGGGAGAAUAUGUCACCUCGACGCUUUUUACCCGUCCUGGGUGGAAGGGACUUCUGGAGGCGAGUGGCUUUGCUGUGGUCGAGUCUCAUACAAGAACUUUUGUCCCGUCCCCGGAAGCUGAGUGUGAGGAGGAGCCACAGUACUUUAUUGUAGCACGAAAAAUAUAA
Messenger RNA from Aspergillus terreus NIH2624, 723 nucleotides. RefSeq names its product class I SAM-dependent methyltransferase. The transcript is spliced from 2 exons. The record is from RefSeq and is a predicted model, not a curated record. Bases 1 to 723 code for a protein of 240 amino acids. Lineage: Eukaryota; Fungi; Ascomycota; Eurotiomycetes; Eurotiales; Aspergillaceae.